AUGACGAAGUUCAGGCCUUGCAUUGAUUUACAUUCAGGACAGGUCAAACAAAUCGUAGGUGGCACAUUGACGGAAAAAGAAGGGGAUCUGCAGACAAACUAUGUCUCAAAGCAUUCGGCCGGCUACUUCGCCAAAUUGUACCGUGAUCGCAACCUGACGGGCUCGCAUGUCAUCAUGUUGGGACCCGGAAACGAAGACGCGGCUAAAGAAGCACUUGCUGCCUGGCCUAACGGUCUGCAAGUCGGCGGUGGCAUAACAGACAAAAAUGCAGGACUCUGGAUUGACUGUGGCGCCGAAAAAGUGAUCAUCACUUCCUUUUUGUUCCCAGACGGAAAAUUCUCGCAGCAACGUCUUGAAAGCGUGCUUCAGGCGCUGAAUGGGAAUAAAGAACGACUGGUCAUCGACCUUAGCUGCCGGAGGAAAAAUGACACCUGGUUUGUGGCCAUGAACAAAUGGCAGACAAUCACCGACUUUGAGGUGAACGAAGAGAACAUCAAGAUUCUCCAGGCGUACUGUUCUGAAUUCCUUGUUCAUGCAGCUGAUGUGGAGGGUCUCCAGCAGGGGAUAGACCACAAGCUCGUAGAAAAGCUUGGGCAGUGGUGUUCGAUACCAGUAACGUACGCAGGUGGUGGCAAGCAUCUCGAAGAUCUAGACGUCGUCGAGAGGCUCAGCAAGGGUCGAGUUGAUCUAACCAUCGGAAGCGCCCUGGAUAUAUUUGGUGGGUCUCUAGUUCGAUUUGACGAUUGCGUCAGGUGGAAUGAGGGCAAAUAA
This is a messenger RNA of Verruconis gallopava, 771 nucleotides long. Its product is annotated as 1-(5-phosphoribosyl)-5-[(5-phosphoribosylamino)methylideneamino] imidazole-4-carboxamide isomerase. Gene Ontology annotation, biological process: L-tryptophan biosynthetic process; L-histidine biosynthetic process. Gene Ontology annotation, cellular component: cytoplasm. Gene Ontology annotation, molecular function: 1-(5-phosphoribosyl)-5-[(5-phosphoribosylamino)methylideneamino]imidazole-4-carboxamide isomerase activity. Lineage: Eukaryota; Fungi; Ascomycota; Dothideomycetes; Venturiales; Sympoventuriaceae. The record is from RefSeq and is a predicted model, not a curated record. Bases 1 to 771 code for a protein of 256 amino acids. The transcript has 2 exons.